AUGUCGUCCGAAGCUCGAGUUGAAAGGGACCGAGUGGAAUGGGCGAGGGGAGAAAGGGGCAGGGGCGAGCAGCGCUUGUUGAGCUCUCCCAACAUCCACCACCCGUCAGCCAAUCACCGCCCGGCUCCACGACCAACCAGCGUCGUGUGUAAAUUAAAAAAGGACCGGGCCGAGGGUGCGCCCAAAGCGACACGAGAGAGUGGUGGUAGAGAUGAAAAGACGGUUAAGGAAACGCAAAACGAUUAUGAGGUUGUGGUGGCAUAA
Bursaphelenchus okinawaensis is the source of this 264-nucleotide messenger RNA. Lineage: Eukaryota; Metazoa; Nematoda; Chromadorea; Rhabditida; Aphelenchoididae. The record is from the annotation of a GenBank genome assembly.